Linum trigynum is the source of this 1689-nucleotide messenger RNA. NCBI's taxonomy places the organism in Eukaryota, Viridiplantae, Streptophyta, Magnoliopsida, Malpighiales, Linaceae. The record is from the annotation of a GenBank genome assembly.
CUUCACUCCACUCUUUCUUCUUCAAAUUUCAGUUAUGCACCUUUAAAUUAUUUAGUUUUUGCGAUUAACGUUAAUUCGUAAGUUUUUUUUUGUAUUACUUUUCAUUGUCAUUUGUGAUUUUUAUGUUAGUAACUUAAUACAAGUUUAUUGCAUAUGGAAUUCCAAAGGUUCACGCUUGGGUUGCGGUGGAAUGGUUACACGGAAGAGACCGAAAAGGGUGUAAGUUACGUGGGUGACAAUUUUUAUAAAAUGAAGGUCCGUACGAGACCGAUACUUGAUGAGCUCAAUCAAAUGUGCACUGGGGUUACCUGCAUGGAUGGCACUAGAAAAGUUGAUCGUAUGGUGUAUCGAUAUCCAAACAGACAUGGCGGGUCGCUGUGAAAUGAGGAAUUCUGUGGAAUGAGGAAUUCCUCAUUACAACUCAGGAGGACGUUGGUGCCAUGGUCCAAUUUUUUUACCACCAAUAAAAUUAAACAAGCGGAGAUUUUCGUUUACACCGAGGGGUCGAAGGCGGUGUAGGUUAUUCUGGAGAUGGCCAAACAUCUAGUAUCCAUGGUGGGAGUGUAUUAUACGAAGAUCAUCCCCACUAGGAGUACCAAGACUCGAGCUGGAGGCAGGAGUAUCAUGAUGGAACUGGAGGUCAUCAUCAAUCAUUCCCAUCAUAUGAAGAAGAAGCUCAACAGGCGGAUGAGAACCAACAAGCAGGCUACCAGUACCAACCCGGGUACAACUUCUACCAAAGCGGCGUUAGUUACCACAACUACCAUUACGGAUAUGGUGAAGGUGAAGGUGCCUUUCACGAUGAUCAUAAUAUGGAAGAAGAGGUCAAUCCAAGUCCAGUUAGUGACCCUGAGGUUGAAGAAGAGGAAGGCGAUGUCAGUGCAGACAACUUCGAUCCUCUUGAAGGUGCUGAUGAUUCCGGUCCAGAUUCAGACGCAGACGGUGAUAAGGUACCUCGCGACCGUGUACCUAUCCCGUACUACAAUCACAUUCCAAAUGAAGAUUGGUAUGUUGAUGCCGACAUGGACCCGCCAGAGGUGCCAGUAUGGGGUCCACUCACUGGCUUUACUAAGGACCAACAAUUUGCAACAAAGAAUGAGGUCCGGAACGCUAUUGCCACUGAAUCAAUGACUCGGAGUUUUGAAUGGCACACAACCCAUUCCGACACGAAGAGGUUGAUGGUUAGAUGCAAAAAUCAAAAUGAGGGAUGCAAAGCUAGGGUCCGGGCCAUCAAGAGCAAGAGAGUCGACCAUUGGGUUAUAUCCCAUGCGGUGAACACACACACAUAUGUGUCAUCAAUAACAUCCCAAGACCAUCGACAGUUGAAAUCAAGGGUGGUUGCCGCGGCUAUCAAACAUCUAAUUUAGGAGCAGCCCGACCUGAAGGUUAAAACCAUCAUCGCCGACAUUUCUAGUUGGUAUGGUUAUAUCAUUAACUACAAGAAGGCGUGGCAUGGAAAACAGAAAGCAAUGGCCGCCGUGUUUGGUAACUGGGAAGAAUCAUAUGCAUUCCUUCCCAUAUUGAUUUUGGCGUUGGAGGUGUCUAACCCUGGCACUAUUUUCUCUCCUCGCUACCAAGAUGAAGAAAUUCAGUCGCCAGUGCCUGGUAACAAGCAUCAUUUCAAGCGUCUUUUCUGGUCAUUCAAGCCAUGUAUUUCCUAUUAAGCUUAAAUGAAUAUCAUUUUCAAAA